This is a messenger RNA of Polistes dominula (European paper wasp), 2056 nucleotides long. RefSeq names its product histone acetyltransferase Tip60-like. The record is from RefSeq and is a predicted model, not a curated record. Gene Ontology annotation, cellular component: NuA4 histone acetyltransferase complex. Lineage: Eukaryota; Metazoa; Arthropoda; Insecta; Hymenoptera; Vespidae. Gene Ontology annotation, biological process: double-strand break repair via homologous recombination; regulation of DNA-templated transcription. Gene Ontology annotation, molecular function: histone H4K16 acetyltransferase activity.
GGAUGGGGAAACUAAUAUGGCGACCUCAGUAUUAGGUUAUCAUUUUAUUUGAACUAAUUUAACUAUUUCGUCCGAUUUCAACCAAUAUAAAUAGAUCUAAAUAUUCUCUUACAAUUAACUUUCUAUGUUCUCUUUCUAUUUAAAGAAAUAAGUCGCGUAAGAGCGGUGUGAACUCGUGUAAAUAUAUAGUUCCAUAGGGGCUUAAAACAAAGAAUAGUGUAGGAUUUAAAUCUUGUUAAAUUUCAAUUAAAAUGAUUGAAGAACACAACGAGCAUGAAACAAUAUAUGAUUCUGUGAAUUCACUCGUGGAAGGUUGUCGUUUACCGGUCAAAAUGCAAGGAACAGACGAUUGGCCCCUAGCUGAAAUUAUCAGUGUUAAGGAUAUACACAGUAUCAGAUGUUAUUACGUGCAUUAUGUUGAUUUUAAUAAGCGAUUAGAUGAGUGGGUUACUGAGGAUUGUUUGGACACUAGAAAAGUUCAGUAUCCUCAACGAGAUGGAAACACUGCUCCCGGAACAGGAGCAGGUACUCCAAAAAAGCAAGUGCAAAGCAGACCUCCUAGUCCUAGUAGCGUUAGUAAUAAACCGGUGAAUGGUAAUGCUAUAUUACAAGCAGCGUUACAAAAGAAAAUGUCUAAGAAGAGAAAGUCAACAUUUUUAGAGAAUGAGGAUUCCCAAGAUGGUCCACUUCAAGCAACAGGUCCAAGACCUACCGGUUCUUUAGUUGCUCAUCAACAGGAUGACGUUGUUACACGGAUGAAAAAUGUUGAACUGGUAGAAUUAGGUCGUCAUAGGAUAAAACCUUGGUAUUUCAGUCCGUACCCGCAAGAAAUGGUGAAUCUUCCAUGUAUAUAUAUUUGUGAAUUCUGCUUGAAGUAUAGGAAAAGUAGAAAGUGUUUGGAGAGGCAUUUAUCCAAGUGCAAUUUACGUCAUCCACCGGGAAAUGAAAUAUAUAGAAAAGGGUCUAUUUCGUUUUUUGAAAUUGAUGGUAGAAAAAACAAAAACUAUGCGCAAAAUUUAUGUCUAUUAGCUAAAUUAUUUCUCGAUCAUAAGACAUUGUAUUACGAUACUGACCCUUUUCUAUUUUACGUUAUGACUGAUUUUGAUAGCAGAGGCUUUCAUAUUGUUGGAUAUUUUUCUAAAGAAAAGGAAUCACCUGAGGAUCACAACGUUGCCUGUAUUCUUACACUGCCGCCAUACCAAAGAAAAGGAUAUGGAAAAUUGUUAAUUGAAUUUUCCUAUGAACUCUCCAAAUUCGAGGGUAAAACUGGAUCACCUGAAAAGCCAUUAUCUGAUUUGGGUUUGCUGUCGUAUAGAAGUUAUUGGACGCAUACGAUACUUGAUAUAUUAUUAAAUAUUAAACCCGUAGUCGAUAAUGAGAAACCACAAAUAACGAUAAGUGAAAUCUGUGAUUUAACUUCAAUCAAAAAGGAAGAUGUUAUAUCGACGUUACAAAAUUUGAAUCUAAUUAACUACUACAAAGGACAAUAUAUCAUAACGUUGAAUAGGGAAAUUAUUGAUCAACACUCGUCGGCAAUGAAAAAACGCCAAGUUCGGAUAGAUCCAAAGUGUCUAUAUUGGACGAAGGAUUGGAGUGUUAGGGAUUAUUAAUUAAUUAAUAAUGUGUGUGAUUUUAAAAAAUUGCUAGAAGCCGAUGUUAAUUAUGUUAUGAAAUUAUUUUCAGGAAUUCUCAAAGUAUGAUUUGAAACUGACUAAUUGUACAUAAUAUUUUUACAUGUAAGAUCUUACGGUCUCACAUUUUUCAAAUUUGAACCAUAAUGGUUUAACUAUAAUUCAUUCAUUUAGUCAAACAAAUUGUACUAGUAAGAAAUUAUAUAUAAAUUAUUGCGAUAAGUGAGUUUUGUAUGAAACAAUCUUUACACUGUGCAUACUAACUCGUUAGUAAUGGCAACGUUUUUUAUACGAUGAGCAGAAUUAAAAAGAAAAAAAAUAUAAGAAUCAGUCUAAGUCUUUAGGAUUGUUUUGUUUGUACAAAGACUUGGAUGAUAAUUUGAGAUUUUGUAGAAAUGUAAAUAAACGAAAUAUUUUAUAAAAUA